Messenger RNA from Dacryopinax primogenitus, 2352 nucleotides. RefSeq names its product delta-1-pyrroline-5-carboxylate dehydrogenase. Bases 25 to 1668 code for a protein of 547 amino acids. Gene Ontology annotation, cellular component: mitochondrial matrix. Gene Ontology annotation, molecular function: L-glutamate gamma-semialdehyde dehydrogenase (NAD+) activity. The record is from RefSeq and is a predicted model, not a curated record. Lineage: Eukaryota; Fungi; Basidiomycota; Dacrymycetes; Dacrymycetales; Dacrymycetaceae. The transcript is spliced from 9 exons.
CAUCUUACUCCUUGUUACUUAGCUAUGUCUACACCUACUCUCGCUACCUUCAAGGUGCCUCAGGUCGACAAUGAGCCCAUGAAACACUAUGCACCGGGCUCGCCUGAGCGUAAGGCACUCCAGGCAGCCAUCGACCAGAUGAAGCAGGAGCUCCCUUUCGAGGUGCAUUGCGUCGUCAAUGGCAGGGAUGUCAAGACAGGCAAGCUCGCCAAGCAGCCUAUCCCUCACGCGCAUGCUUCCCAUCUCUGCACGUACCAUGAAGCUACACCAGAGCUCAUCGACGCCGCCAUUUCAGGUGCCCUUGCAGCCAAGAAGGAGUGGGAGCUCCUGCCCUGGAGCGAGCGCGCUGCCGUCUUCCUCAAGGCUGCCGACCUCAUCAGCGGAAAAUACAGGUACAAGCUCCUCGCUGCCACUAUGAUUGGCCAGGGCAAGACCGCUUGGCAGGCCGAGAUCGAUGCUGCAGCAGAGAUGGCAGACUUCUUCAGGUUCGGUGUCAAGUAUGUUGAGCAGCUGUACUCCCAGCAACCCGAAAAGAACUCUGCGGGCGUGUGGAACCGCGUGGAAUACCGCGCACUUGAGGGCUUUAUCCUCGCGGUUUCUCCUUUCAACUUCACGGCUAUAGGCGGAAACCUCUCUGGCGCACCUGCCAUGGUUGGCAAUGUUGCCCUUUGGAAACCCUCCCCUAUGGCUGUAUAUGCCAACUACAUCACUCACCAACUUCUCACCGAGGCCGGUGUACCACCUGGCGUAAUCCAAUUCGUACCAGGGCCCGCUGAGGAGGUUGUCGCAAAGGCAAUUUCCUCCCCGCACUUUGCCGGCCUCCACUUCACUGGCAGCACUUUCGUCUUCCGCAAGCUGUGGAAGGACAUCGCCCUGAAUCUGGACAAGUACAAGGCUUACCCGCGAAUCGUUGGCGAAACGGGCGGGAAGAACUUCCACCUUGUCCAUGCCUCGGCCGACGUCGAGAACGCUGUUCAUCAGACUGUGCGUGGGGCGUUCGAGUACCAAGGCCAGAAGUGUUCUGCAUGUUCUCGCUUGUACGUUCCCAGGAGCCUUUGGGAGGACGGUUUCAAGGAGAAGCUUGUGAGCGAGACCAAGGCGAUCAAGGUUGGCGACCCUACCGAAUGGGGUAACUUCCUUGGACCUGUCAUCGGUCGUGCCGCAUAUGACAAGGUCAUGGGCUAUAUCAAGAAAGCGAAAGAUGCCGGCGGAGAGUUCAUAGUGGGCGGCACCGGCGACGAUUCCAAAGGGUAUUUCAUACAGCCUACUAUCAUCGUCACGAAGGAUCCGAAGUCAGUCACCAUUGUGGAAGAGAUAUUUGGGCCAGUAUUGACUGUGUACGUGUAUGAGGAUGCUGACUAUGAAAAGACGGCGCAUCUCAUCGAUGAGACCACGCAAUAUGGCUUGACUGGGAGCAUUUUUGGCACGGAGCGUAAGGCGCUGCUGACUGCGUCUAACAUAUUGCGCAACGCCGCCGGCAACUUCUACAUCAAUGAGAAAUCGACUGGUGCUGUUGUGGGGCAGCAGCCAUUCGGAGGCAGCAGGGCAAGUGGGACGAAUGACAAGGCAGGCAGUAUUUCCAUUUUCUACCGUUUUGUGAGCGCCCGCAGCAUCAAGGAGGGCUUCGUCGGACUUCAGGAAUGGAGCUAUCCCAGCAAUCUCGUCUAAACCCCAACAAACCCAUUCUCACUGACUUUCAAAGCAAGGGAUUAUUGGUGAUUUCGGUACAUCGUGCAGCCAUUGUACAGAAUAGAAAGAUGAAAAUACAUACGGAUACAAUUCCUUUCUGAUGGAUUCUGCAAAGCGUACAUUUCAUGAUGAUUAGAUAGAGUCCAUCAAGCUGUACAUCUCGAGUCUUUCCCGCUCUGCGCGACGCUCUUCAUCCGAGUCUUGGUUUGGCGGAGCGUUGCCUGCCCUCGUUUCAGAGCUCUGAGGUUUCGGGAUAUUUUCCUUCAUGUGCUGUGCCUCGCCCAAUCCUUCAAGAAUGCCCUCAACCUGAACCCAUUCCCGUUGCUGGAGUGAGUCAUAACUCCCAGACGAAGAGGGGUACCCCACCUUCGGAUCCUCCAUCACGGAAGGAGCAGGAGUCUCUGAGGUGGCCUGCGCCACAUCUUUCGUCUUUGGUGGUGUCCAACCCCAGCUGGAUACCCAGCCCGAUUCUCUGAUUGCUUGGAGUCGUUCGCGCCGUGCGGUGUGUUCGGACAACCAGGACAUUGCUUGUGCGGGUACCGCUUCCAGCUCCUCAAUGAGCGUCGGGGUGUGUUCCGGAUGUUCUUUGCGAUCGGUUUGGCCAGGCCUGGUUACAGACAUGGUGUGUGGGUUGAUUGCUAGUGGGUAGGCCUAGGGUUGGGU